UGUGUGAGAGAGAGAGAGUGUGUGUGUGUGUGUGUGAGAGAGAGCGAUCUGCGCAGGGAGACGGAGCUUCGCGUCUGGAAAACAGCAUCUUUCCCUUCACUCUGCUCCUCCCCUCUUCCUUCUCGGCAUCUCUCCCACGCUCCAAAGCUCAACCUUCAGUUUCCCGGAUCCUCCCAAAUUCUCCCGAGCUGAGCUGAGGUGGGCGUGUGGAGCCUCUGACCCUCUCUCGCCCACUCUCUUUCUCUGUCUCUCCCUCUUUGCUACAGCUACAGGGGGCUAUGGAUGGACUGCGUUUACCUCCACUCAUCGAGGAGGCUUUGGACUCUACAGGCAUCCCUUUCUAAUAUCGCUGUCAUCUUUUCAUCAGAUGACCCUUGCGAUCUGAAAGCAGAGUGCAGCCCCACCAUGGACAAAGAGAUGACAGCAAAGGAGAGAUGCGUUCUGAAGAACAACGAGAAAGAAGAAAUGGACCAGGACAGAGCUCAGGAGGAGGAGGAAGAAAAGAAGUUGAAGGAGGAGGAAGGUGAAGGGGAGGAGAAGGGAAAUCCGGAGCAGGAGCCGCUGACAGAGGAGCAGGAGCUGGAGGAGCUGAGGGCCCAGGUGCUGCAGCUGCUGCUUGAACUGGACGACGCCAGAGAUACCUCCAACAAACACCAGGAGAGCUUCCAUGAGCUGCAAGGUCUGUUGGAGGAUGAGCGUCUGGCCAGUGCCCAUCAGGCUGAAACCUUCACACGUCAGAUCCAGAAUCUCCAAGCCCAGCUGCGUUCUGUGCAGGAGGAGAUGGACAGCCUAGAGGAGGAGAAGGAAAGCGAGCUGGCCGAGGCCCAGGAGGAGCUGCGCAUUGCUCAGGAGGAGGUGAUCCUGCUCCAACAGGCGGCGGAGGAGGCAGCAGCAGAGAGGGAGAACGACAUCGCCUCACUGCAGGAGGAGCUGUGUCGCCGGCGGGCCGAGCUUCAGCGACUCAGCGAGGAGACCCAGGAGUACGAGUUGGAGAUCACCACGCUGAGAGCUGAGAUCAGCAUGAAGAGUCAGCGCAGAGACGCCGAGAGGAAAGAGGGUGACGUGGACCUGCUGAAGGAGGAGUGCCGUGUUCUGAAGGAGGAGUGUCAGACCCUGAAAGAAGACAACAGACGUCUCUCUGAGAGGCUGCAGCUGCUGCAGAGACAGAGGACAUGCUCCAGUGUCUACCUGUCACUAAAAGAGGAGGAUGCAGAGGAGGGCACAGAGGGGAAGGAGAUAGGACUUGGCUCGGAUGAGGUCUUGACAGAGAGUUACAUGACCAUGGCCCAGUCCGAGAACUGUCGCCUCGUGGACGCGUCCAUCCAGAAGAAUAUUUCAUUUGAUGGAAAGCCCAUGACACCAACCGGCUGGAACGGAGGCAUUGGGGAGAUCUUCUCCCUGAGGGACCAGCUCAAACAGGCAGAGGAGAAGGCCUCACAGGUUCAGAGAGAGUGUAACGGUCUGAAGAUGGAGCUGCAGGAGCUGCAGGUACUGUAUGACUGCAGCCAGAGGGAGAGAGCAGAGCUGGAGGAGGAGCUGCAGCGCUGCAAGGCAGAGCUGGAGAAGCUGUCAGGGGGGGCUCAGAGAUUCAUCCAUGCGUCUGAGCACCCUGUUCUCUCCAUCCCCUUCUUAGGAAUAAUUGUAAUAUUGGCUGUGGUCUGGUGCUGGUUGUCGGAGCUGGCGUCCCAGAGGGCAAGGGGAGUGAGGUAGGUUGGAACUCCAUUUUGACUAUCACUGCAGCCACAGCAGUGCUACUAAUGAUGACUAGCUUGUUGAGAGCCCUCGUCCGAUGUUGACUGGACGGGCAACAACUGCACAAGGACAGACGUCUGCUUCAGACCAGCCCUUGUUCUCUCCUGCCAUGUCUAUAGACUGAACUGGAUUUCUCUUAAUGUGAUAGAGCUGACAGUGGUGUAGUACGAAAUGUAUGGGAAAUGUUUUCGCUGAUGAAAAGGUAUUACAUGCACUGAGAAUGAUGCGCUCAGCCUCAUUUAAGACUGAAGAUGAUGAUGAGUUGACCUGCAGAGAGUCCACAUGAGGACUGAGCUCACACCACUAAAUGUAUGCUAGUGCUUUGUCACUCUUAAUCUUUGUCUGUGAAUAUUAUUUUUCUCUCCUUUAGCUAACAAUGUGAUACAAAUGAAGGUUUUGAUUAUUAAUGCACCAACUGGUUUUCAAAUUAUGGAACCAUUAUUUAUUUAUUUGCUUGUUUGUUUGUUUGUUUAAAUAUUUAAUUUCAUAGUUACAUAGUUCAUAGUGGUCUCUGAUAAUAAUGACAACUCCGGAGUCUGGAAAAUUAAUCCACUGAAAUCGAUGAUAUGUAGGCCAAAAUAUGCUCUUUAUAUUAACAAAAUGAGCAGGUUGUAAAUGAGUUGACUAUUAACUUCUUGUUGCUUUCCCCUAAAUACUGAAUGCAAUAUAUUCCACGUACAACAAAACAGAAUUAAAUGUCAAAAAAUCUCCAUGAAUUAACAUCAAC
Molecule: messenger RNA, 2479 nt
Organism: Etheostoma cragini (Arkansas darter)
Lineage: Eukaryota; Metazoa; Chordata; Actinopteri; Perciformes; Percidae
Product: coiled-coil domain-containing protein 136-like
Exons: 10
Coding region: 283-1710 (475 amino acids)
Biological process (GO): acrosome assembly; single fertilization
Cellular component (GO): acrosomal membrane
Source: RefSeq, a predicted model, not a curated record